This is a messenger RNA of Clupea harengus (Atlantic herring), 945 nucleotides long. RefSeq names its product hydroxycarboxylic acid receptor 2-like. Lineage: Eukaryota; Metazoa; Chordata; Actinopteri; Clupeiformes; Clupeidae. The transcript has a single exon. The record is from RefSeq and is a predicted model, not a curated record. Bases 1 to 945 code for a protein of 314 amino acids.
AUGUCAGUGAACGGCUGCUGUCCCUACCAGGGUGAGCUGCUCCCCAGAGCGCUGCCUCCUCUGAUUAUCAUAGAGUUCCUGCUGGGUGUCCAGGCCAAUGGCUUUGCCCUCUGGGUCUUCUGCUGGCACAUGAGGCCCUGGAAGAGCAGCACCGUCCUCCUCUUCAACCUGGCCCUGGCCGACUUCUUCCUCAACAUGGUGCUGCUGUUCCGUGCCAGCUACUACCUCUCCAAAAUGGACUGGAAGUUCGGUGAUGUCUUCUGCCGUAUAUUCCUCUUCCUAGUGGCCCUGAACCGUGGCAGCGGCAUCGCCUUCCUGACGCUCAUCACCCUGGACAGGUAUGUGCGCGUGCUGAACCCCCACCACCGCCUCAACUCUGCCUCCGCUGCCUCCGCUACAGGCGCCGCUGUGGCAGUGUGGGUGCUCACCGUCUCCCUGAACGCACAUUUCCUGAAGGUACCACAGCAGCUGGCGGUGGGAAAUGCCAUGCAGUGCGAGAGCUUCCUGGUGUGCCUGACUGUGGCCCCUGCUUCCCUCUUGUCCAGGACUGCGUCAUUUGUGAUCAUCUUCUUAGUCCCCCUGGCUCUGAUCCUCGUCUGCUCACUCCGCAUAAUCUCGGAGCUCAGGCGCAGGCAUCUGGAUCACCACGGCGACAUGAAGAGGACCAUCUCCUCCCUGGCCAUGGUGAUGGUGGUGUUCGUAGUGUGCUUCCUGCCCAGCAAAGUGUUCCAGGUGCUGAUCUGGGUGAAGGUGUGGUCGCAGAAGUCGUGCAAAUCCGUAAUGAACGGGGUCUUCUACGCCACACUGACCCUCACCUACCUCAACAGCAUACUGGACCCUGUGCUUUUCUACUUCUCCAGCCCCGCCUUCCAGCGGGUGUGCAGACAGCUGGUGAGACUCCAGAGCACAGAGGGGACGGUGGACACAGGGGAGGACGGGACUUAA